UGGCAUCACUGAAUUCUGGAAGCACAAUCGACAUCUGUAUUUCAAGAUGGCCGCGCCGUAUUAGAGAGGUUGUGGAAAAUGUGGAGUUCGUGUUCCUGAUAGCGGCGUCUUGAAUAUAAGUGUUUUUAUCGUAAAUCCGAACUCAGGUGCUCUACGCCUUUGACGAUGUCGUUAAUUAAGGAGUUAAACGACUUGGUGAACACAGCUCCCGCUCUCGCAGAUCCCGAGGAUGACGUUCACGAAGAUACUAAAGCCAAGGUUGUUGAGAGCUACGGGAAUGACUACGAAGAAGUUCCGGUGCAAAAGAAACUUCUGCGGCGACAGCCGUUGCCUCUUACCGACGAAAAAUACGCAGGAAAGAGAGUAUCGAGGAAGGACCUAAACAAGGAUAGUUCCGGCUCUGACGAUGACUAUUUGUCCAAUGGAGCUGAUGAGGAAGACGUCGUGGAGAUAACAGAUAACGAUGAAAGUGAUGCCGUUGAAGUGAUCAGCGAUGACGAAGACAAAUCCAGUGGGGUCAACACUAAGUCUGGAGACGAACACGGCGAAAGUGAGGAAUCAGCCGACGACAGCGAUUCCGGGAAAGCGGAUGAAGAAGGCGACGAAGACGCAGCCAGCGACGACGACGAAGACGAGAGCCAAAUGGACGCCAUUGACGACGUUCAGCUUGGGACUGCUGACAACCAAAGUUUGGAUGACGACAUGGUUCAGAAGUUUUCCACCGUCGAUGUCAGCGGGGAGGUGCAGAAAGGAAAGGCUGUUCGUUCUCAGCUCCUUGUGUGGGACAGCAUCGUGGAGCUGAGGAUCCAGCUGCAGAAGCUGCUGUUGCUGGCCAACCGGUUUCCAAGGCACUCCCGGUACCCGGACUUCAAGUCGGCCGCCCUGCAAGGGGACAAGAAGAACGCCAACCUCCUUAGGCUCGCGACAAAAAGUGUCGAAGACCUGCUGCAACAGCUGCUGGGUCUUCAGCAGGACCUGAAGGGCGCGCACCCGGAGGUGGCUAGCGUGUUCGGACUUGCACACGAGAAGCAGGAGGACGCAAUGUCCGAUGACGAGGAAAUUCCGAGCGACACGGACGGCGAAGGAUCGGACGGUGGACCAGGGGGGGAAAACGAAGAUGAGGACGACGCGGAGGAGGAAGAGGAAGAGCAGGCACCGGAGAAGCCCGCCAAGAAGCGUAGAAUGGACGACUGCAUCGCGGAUAUCGAGACGUUCUACAAGACCUUCGAGCCCUUCAGGAACUCCACGAUUGAGAAGUGGUACGAGCGAACGAGGCUGUCGUCCGGCAGGAUCAACAAGGGCUUCCAAGCGUUGGAGCAGUCACCCCUCAAGCAGAUCGAGCACAUUCUGACAGACGAGGAGCGCCUCCUUCGCCGAACCCAGACCAAGCGGUCGUCCUACAGAGUCCUCGGCGAUCCAGAAUCUUCUCAACAGAACGAGGCUACCACCAUUGGCAGCAGAGAGAUUGACGAAGAGAUCUUCGACGAUGACGACUUCUAUCACCACCUGUUGCGCGAGAUCAUCGAGAGAAAGUCGUCCAACGUCGAAAAUCCUGUUGCUCUCAGCAGGCAGUGGCUCGAGAUCCAGAAGCUCCGCAACAAGGUGAAGCGGAAAGUGGACACCAAGGCCAGCAAGGGAAGGAAGAUCCGCUACGACGUCAUUCCGAAGCUCGUCAACUACAUGGCUCCCGUGGACUUGUCGACCUACUCGGAAGAGGCCAAGACGGAGUUGUUUGGGAGCCUGUUCGGACAGAAGAAGUAUGCCAGAUAGAACCUUCCAAUAAAACGGGUUUUAAUGAAGCUGCA
Molecule: messenger RNA, 1805 nt
Organism: Ixodes scapularis (black-legged tick)
Lineage: Eukaryota; Metazoa; Arthropoda; Arachnida; Ixodida; Ixodidae
Product: protein AATF-like
Exons: 13
Coding region: 166-1770 (534 amino acids)
Biological process (GO): regulation of transcription by RNA polymerase II
Cellular component (GO): nucleolus; nucleus
Source: RefSeq, a predicted model, not a curated record